AAAGUGAAUUGGUUCCUAUAAAAAAGGUAACUAUGGAAAAUCUCUCCGUCCUGCUAAUAUGCGCCGUGGCGCACGUAAUGCUCGCUUCGGUUUUCUCCGUCGCCGGCUCGACAGUCACAGCCUACCCUCCUCCAUACGGACUCGACAGCGCCGCUAGCUCCGCCAGCUUCCAUUCUUCAUCUGCUGAUAAUCUCGUCCCCGUUCGUCGUGAGGUCUACGGAAAUGGUCGGAUCUUCGAUAUCACUCACACUUUACGCCCUGAAAUGCCGUCCUGGGGUUCCGAAGAGGGACUCGGUCAGUUCCUGUGGCUGCCGAAUAGUAUGAAGAACGGUUCUGAGGCGAACAACUCCGAGAUGAAGCUCCCUACUCACACCGGUACUCAUAUUGAUGCCCCUGGCCAUGUGUAUGAUCACUAUUUCGAUGCUGGCUUCGAUGUCGAUACUCUUGACCUUGAAGUUCUCAACGGUCCUGCAUUGGUAGUUGAUGUUCCGAGGGACAAGAACAUAACUGCUGAAGUGAUGAAGUCCUUAAAUAUUCCGAAGGGAGUGAAGCGAGUACUUUUCAGAACACUGAAUACAGACAGGCGUCUUAUGUGGAAGAAAGCAUUUGACACAAGCUAUGUGGGAUUCAUGAAGGAUGGAGCACGGUGGCUUGUGGACAACACUGACAUUAAACUUGUUGGAAUUGAUUACUUAUCUGUUGCUGCAUAUGAUGACCUGAUUCCUUCCCAUCUAGUUUUCCUCAAAGACAGGGAAGUUAUUCUUGUGGAAGCCCUGAAGCUUGAUGGUAUCGAACUUGGGAUAUAUAAUGUUCACUGCUUACCUUUGCGGAUGCUUGGUGCCGAGGGAUCACCCAUUAGAUGCAUUCUCAUAAAGUGAAAUUACUUGUAACUGCUGCAGAAACUGGCCGGCAACCGAGAAGAGCUUGAAGCUGUGCAAGUAAAGUUCAAAGUGCCAUCAAAAGAUGAUUUCAUAAGGACCACAUUUGUAGCACGGAUGGCAUUCCUUGGGUGAGAGAUGUUGCAAUUGGGUACAAUUCUAGCUAGGACCGACUUUGUUAUUAUUUUUACUUGUUAUAUCUCAGUGGAUGUGUUGCUCGUAGCUGAAGAAUUGGGGCAGGGAGAAUGAACCCUUGCACCUUAAAAUAAGCCAUGUGCGUCACAACUGGGCAUGUUUAGCUUUUAGGUUGCGCAUGCAGAGCAUCAAAGCAACGAGACUAAAUAUGCUCCCAUUGUUGUGGAUAUAUGUAGGCAUACUAAAGUUCAACUUCUUUAUAAAGUGGAGGUUUUACGAUUGGUUUGC
Molecule: messenger RNA, 1301 nt
Organism: Ipomoea nil (Japanese morning glory)
Lineage: Eukaryota; Viridiplantae; Streptophyta; Magnoliopsida; Solanales; Convolvulaceae
Product: kynurenine formamidase-like
Exons: 8
Coding region: 33-878 (281 amino acids)
Molecular function (GO): arylformamidase activity
Source: RefSeq, a predicted model, not a curated record